Tetrahymena thermophila SB210 is the source of this 2487-nucleotide messenger RNA. RefSeq names its product Sec23/Sec24 trunk domain protein. Gene Ontology annotation, cellular component: endoplasmic reticulum exit site; COPII vesicle coat. The record is from RefSeq and is a predicted model, not a curated record. The transcript is spliced from 16 exons. Gene Ontology annotation, biological process: intracellular protein transport; COPII-coated vesicle cargo loading; endoplasmic reticulum to Golgi vesicle-mediated transport. Gene Ontology annotation, molecular function: SNARE binding; zinc ion binding. NCBI's taxonomy places the organism in Eukaryota, Ciliophora, Oligohymenophorea, Hymenostomatida, Tetrahymenidae.
AUGAGUAUUCACCAAAAGAUGCUAGCAAAGCACUAGCAAAAUAAUUAGAACUAGCAAUAUGAAUAAACUGGAUAAAAUCAAAGUAUUUAAGCUCCAUCAUUGAAUUAACAACAAUAAGAUUAUCAGUCUCAAAAUACCACAUCUGGCAAUACAGGUCCUUUUGUAUAAUAGAAUAACAAUAUGUAAUAAGGAUAAUAUCAAAAUAAUGCUCAAUACUAAAACGUUUACUAACAAAGUAUGCAAUAUAAUAAUAAUUUAGGAGGAUAUGUUCAGAAUAUAAAUGAGAAAAAUUAAAUAGAAGAAAUUUAAUAAUGGGCAGAAAACUUCAAUGCACCUAAAUUAUAUGUCAGAAGUACUACUGACUGCUUUCCUAAAUCAAAAAAAUUAUAUCAAGAUUCAAAUUAUAAAUUUGCUUUGAUCAUACAGCCUUAUGGUUCUCAAGAUGUAGAUUUUCCAGUAGCUUCAACUAAAUGCAAAAAUAUUAUUAGGUGUGACAAUUGCCGUGCCUAUCUAAAUCCAUUUUGUAGAUUUAUGAAUGAUGGAUAUAAAUAUAAAUGCAACAUUUGUGAUAGAUUUGAAAGUGUGCCUAAUUUUUACUAUAGUCCACUUGACGAAAACGGAUAUAGAAAAGACAUGUAUGAUAGACCUGAGCUUUGUUAUGGUUCUUUUGAUAUAAUUGCAGGUCAAGAUUAUGUUGCAAGACCUCCAAUGCCUCCAACUUUUUUCUUCUUGAUCGAUGUUUCUAAAGCUUCUGUAGAAUCUGGAAUGCUUAGUGUAAUUUCAAAUCAAAUAAAGGCAACAAUUAAUGAUUAGCUUUUAGCAGGAAAAGAAAGAACAUAAGUAGGGUUUGUGACUUAUGAUAGCAAGAUACAUAUUUAUAAUUUAAAAUCUUCUCUAAAAUAACCUUAAAUGUUUGUUUUAUCUGAUCUCACUGAUAUAGAAAUUCCAAUUCCUGAUGAUUUGAUUGUCACCUUAAGUGAUUCUAAAGAUCUUGUCUUGAACCUCCUCGAUUCGUUACCUAAAAUGUUUGAAAACACACAAAUAAAUGAAAGUUGUUUAACUUUUGCUUUAAAUACUGUAAAUAAAAUCAUUUAAACUGUGGGUGGUAGACUUUUUAUCUUCUAAAAUAGUGCUUCAAUUAUCAAUGAGCCUGUAUUUUAAAGCAAAUAAGAUCCUAAUAAAAAACCUUAGCCUGGUGAGACCCUCUAAUAUUAAUAUCAAUUACCAGCUUCAUCUCACUUUAGAAAUGUCUGCUCUGAAAUGCACAUCAAUUUCAUCAAUCCUUCAAUUUUUAUUUUCUCUGAUACUUUUAAAAAUGCAAUUACUCUUGGAGAACUAGCAAGAUUCCUUAAUGGAGACAUAUUUUAUUAUUAUGAUAAGCUGACAAGAUAAUAGCAAUUAGAGUAAGAUUUGAAGUAUUCCUUAGAAAAAUCAAUGUCCUGGGAAAGUGUAUUUAGAAUUCGUAUUACUCAAGGAUUUAGAAUUACUAAUGUUAUCGGAAAUUUCUCAGUAAAGUCAACAGAUCUUUUAUCAUAUCCUUGUGAUGAGAACAAGUCUUUAAUUUAUGAAAUCGAGAUGGAUGACACAAUAGCAAGAGGAACAAACUUAUCAAUUUAAACUGCUUUGUUAUACACAACAAGUGAUGGAGAAAGAAGAAUUAGAUCACAUAAUUAUAUUAUUCCUCUCACUUCAGAUCCUUAUGAUAUUUACAAACAAGCUGAUUGCUCAGCUUUAACUGCCUACCUUGCAAGAAAUGCAAUAAGCAAAAUAUAUCUUUAACCAAUAUCAAAUUUAAAAGCAGAACUAAUUGGAAUUACUAAAAGAAUUUGUUCGAGUGCUAUAAGCGUUAAUUAAAAACAACUACCUGAUAACUUAGCCUAACUUCCUCUUAAUGUAUUGGGAAUUAUGAAGCAUGCAAUAUUCACAAGCAACUAUUAAAAUACACCAUUUACUGACUUCAUAAACGUUUAAAGACUUUAAUUUAAUUCUAUGCCUGUUGAUGAAUUGCUUGUUCAUUUUGUGCCCUACUUAUUCUGUAUCGAUGAUAUGAAAGAUGAAAAUGUGUCAUACAUUGAUGAUUAAGGGUUAUUUGUAUAUCCAUAAUCAUCCUUAACAGCAUUCAGCUCAUUAGGAAAAACAAUUUAUCUAAUGGAUUUAGGACAAUAGCUUAUAUUAUAUAUUAAUACAAACGGUACUGAUUGGAAUUACAUUACAGACGUAAUUGGAUCCACAGACUUUAGUUAAGUUUUCACAGAGGAAAACCUCUAUGCAAAUACACAUAACAGAAUAAAUGAAUAGUUAUCAAAUUUAAUUUAGGAACUAAGAAAGAGAAAGAGUACAAAAUAUUGUCCUCUAAAUAUAGUUAUAGCUGGUACUGGUUCACCUUUAGAAAAUUUGUUCUAUUACAAACUGGUUGAAGAUAAAUACGUUAAUUACUCUAUGGGCUAUAAUGCUAGUUAUGAAGAGUUUAUUAAAUUUUUGAUGUGA